AUGUACUCACUCUCUCAUACUUUAGGUAUCAAAAAAUUAGCUGUUGAGGAAAAUAACAGCCUUUGUGUUGAUUACAAUAUGGCAGUAGAUGCUGCAAAGCAGAAACCGCGAUUUGGUGUUUGUCCAAAACUGCCGGUUUUCAAAAGUAUUAGUAUUAUGAAUCGUUGCAUCCCCGAAGAUCUCAUUACUUUCGGUAAAGAUCUACUUCAAAAGGUGGUUGAACUAGACUGGAUUCGCGGAUAUCUCCAUGACUUGGUUGAUUCCUCUCCUUUUCUACUCCAAAUGUGUUUGGUGGCAUUAGUUCUCGCUUUGUUCUCGAUAGCCUUAUUAAGGUUCUUUGCUGCAGUUAUCGUUUAUUUCGUAUACUUGGCAGUCGCUCUUUUGGCUAUAGGAUUCUCCGGAACUGCAUGGUAUGUGUUCUGGAAGGCAUACAGGAAGUCGCUCACGCCGAGAAGCAAUGAUACCGUUACCGAAGUCAUCGCACCUACUUUGACUCCUACAGCAAAACCUCGUCAUAUCACUGCGGCUGUAUUCAUUGUCACUGCGGUGUGGUGUGUUCUACCGCGAGGCAAGAAAAUGAUUCGGCUUUUCAAAGGAGCAUCAAGGGCACUGUCGGCAAUGCCAUCUCUGUUAUUGCAACCUUUAAUCAAUGCUGCGCUCGUUCUAAUGGUUGCUGUCUAUACAUUGAGUGUGGUACUUGUGCUCUUUACCUCAGGUAGUCAUACGCUAAUCUUGAAUUCUGUUUUCGUUUGAGA
Messenger RNA from Strongylus vulgaris, 755 nucleotides. The record is from the annotation of a GenBank genome assembly. Lineage: Eukaryota; Metazoa; Nematoda; Chromadorea; Rhabditida; Strongylidae.